AUGCUCGCUUCGCUGCCCUCGAGAACCGUGAAGAAGAGUUUUGCCGGAGCGACGACGGGCCCGAGGCGCGCGCGUCCGCUGAGUGUCGCCGUGAUGGCGCAGAAGAGCCAGGACGAGCUGAAGAAGGAGGCUGCCUGGAAGGCGGUCGAGUACGUGAAGUCGGGCAUGGUCGUCGGCCUUGGCACCGGCUCGACGGCCGCGUUCGCCGUGGACCGCAUCGGCGAGCUGCUCAAGAGCGGCGAGCUGACCGACAUCGUCGGCGUGCCCACCUCCAUCCGGACGUACGAGCAGGCCAAGUCUCUCGGCAUCCCGCUGGCGACCCUGGACGAGCAGCCGAAGCUCGACGUCGCGAUCGACGGUGCUGACGAGGUGGACCCGAACCUCGACGUCGUCAAGGGCCGUGGGGGUGCUCUGCUGCGGGAGAAGAUGGUCGAGAUGGCGUCCGACAAGUUCGUCUGCAUCGUUGAUGACUCGAAGCUCGUGUCUGGUCUUGGGGGGUCGAAGCUGGCGAUGCCCGUUGAGAUCGUCCAGUUCUGCUGGAAGUACAGCCUCAACCGUCUGAAGUCGCUGCCCGAGGUUGCUGGCUGCGAUGCGAAGCUGCGCAUGGAGGGGGACAAGCCGUACGUGACGGACAACGGAAACUACAUCGUCGACCUGUACUUCGAGAACGAGCCGAUCAAGGACCCGAACGCUGCUGCCGAUGCGAUCCUGGCCUGCGAGGGCGUCGUGGAGCACGGUCUGUUCAUGAACAUGGUGAACGUGUGCAUCAUCGCCGGCAAGGAAGGUGUCGAGGUGAAGGAGAGGUCGUGA
Messenger RNA from Pedinophyceae sp. YPF-701, 810 nucleotides. NCBI's taxonomy places the organism in Eukaryota, Viridiplantae, Chlorophyta, Pedinophyceae. The record is from the annotation of a GenBank genome assembly.